AUGCGCCGCCUCCGCCACCCGAACGUGCUCUGCCUCCGCGAGGUGCUCGCCACGCGCUCCGUGUACCUCGUCAUGGAGCUAGCCCCCGGCGGUAACCUCCUAUCCCGGCUCGCCUCCCUGCCCGCACGCAGGCUCCCCGAGCACGCCGCGCGCCGCGUGUUCCUGCAGUUGGUGUCGGCGCUCAUCUACAGCCACGCGCGCGGGGUGUUCCACCGCGACGCCAAACCGCAAAACAUGCUCCUCAACACCGACAGCAACCUCAAGGUCUUCAACUUCGGCCUUGCCGUAUUCCCGGACUCGCUCCGCGACGACAGCCGCCUACAAACCGCCUGCAGCACCCCCACCUUCACGGCGCCCCAGGCUCUUAGAGUUGCUCUAGGGAGAGUUGCUCUAGGGGACCAGGCAAUGUUCAAGAAGACCUGA
This is a messenger RNA of Panicum hallii, 423 nucleotides long. Its product is annotated as CBL-interacting protein kinase 7-like. The coding region runs from base 1 to 423 and encodes 140 amino acids. The transcript has 2 exons. Gene Ontology annotation, molecular function: ATP binding; protein kinase activity. Gene Ontology annotation, biological process: protein phosphorylation. NCBI's taxonomy places the organism in Eukaryota, Viridiplantae, Streptophyta, Magnoliopsida, Poales, Poaceae. The record is from RefSeq and is a predicted model, not a curated record.